AGAGAACUUACAGAAUCAACCUCUUGCUUCAAAAUUGAUCCGCUCCUGGUGUAGAUUCCUCCUUCUGUGCAGCUUUAUUGGAUCGAGCACAACAUCAUGAAAGCAGUUCAGAAGACUCCUCUGCGUCUCCUUCUCCUUCAUAUAUUCUUGCUCUUUUUGCUUCCAUUGGAAGCCACGUCAUCACAAAGAAUACAAGCUGAAGCUCUCCUAAAAUGGAAGAACAGCUUUACGUCUUCCUCACCUUCUUUGAAUUCAUGGUCGCUCAUAAACCUAAACAACCUGUGCAACUGGUCUGCCAUUGUCUGCAACGACAAUACCAAAAUAGUUUCCGAAAUUCACCUUGCAAACUUCAACAUCACCGCAGCACUAACACAGUUCAACUUCAACAAGUUUUUCGAUCUUACCCAUUUCAACGUCAGUGGCAACAAUUUCUCAGGGCCGAUACCAUCUGCCAUUGGCAACCUCACCAAGCUCACAACCUUGGAUUUGGGAAACAAUACCUUGGAACGAGAAGUGCCUGCGGAAAUGGGCAAGUUAACGGAGCUUCAUUUUCUAAGUCUCAAUAACAACUAUCUCAAUGGUACCAUUCCCUAUCAGCUGGACAAUCUCAAAAAGGUACAACAUUUGCUUCUUGGAGGUAACCAUUUAGACACUCCUAACUGGUCUAAAUUUUCAGGCUUUCCUUUGUUGAGGUACCUUGAUCUUUAUGGGAACAAUUUAGAUUCAGAGUUCCCAGAAUUUAUAUCUGAAUGUAGGAACUUGACCUUCCUGGAUUUGUCUGGAAAUGUUUUGACUGGCCAAAUACCAAAAUUGGUAGUUACCAACUUGGUCAAGCUUGAAUCUCUCAAUCUCACCGAUAACCGAUUCCAAGGGCCAUUCCCAUAUAACUUUCCCAACAUUAAGCACCUUUAUUUGGAAUCGAACAACUUUAGUGGUCCAAUUCCUGAAGACAUUGGUUUGAUAUCUGGUCUUCAAUUUAUUAGCCUUUAUAACAAUUCCCUUGAAGGCAAAAUCCCAUCCUCUGUAGGCCAACUCAGGGAGCUUCAGCACCUAGACCUUGGAAGGAAUUCCUUGAACUCUUCAAUCCCUUCUGAGCUUGGUCUUUGUACCAACCUAACUCAUUUGUCCUUGGCUGUGAAUAAACUCAGUGGGAAAAUUCCAGCAGAAAUUGGAAACUUGAAAGUUUUGAGAGAGUUGAACCUUGGGGAAAACCUGCUCUCAGGGCCGAUUCCUAUGAAAUUCUGGAACCUCACAAAUCUUCAGAUCCUUUAUAUGGAUGACAAUAGCUUCAAUGGGAAUAUUCCACCAGAAAUUGGCCUGUUGACAAAACUUGAUUUCCUCUGGCUGGGCGGAAACAAUUUCUCUGGAUCAAUUUCCUCAGAGAUGGGAAACUUGAAAGUUUUGAGAGAGUUGGAGCUUGGGGAAAACCAGCUCUCAGGGCCGAUUCCUAUGAAAUUCUGGAACCUCACAAAUCUUCAAUACAUGGGCCUUUCCGAGAACAACCUCUCCGGCCCAAUCCCCCCAGAGAUUGGAAACAUGAGUUCCAUGGUUAACUUUGAUAUCAGCACAAACCAACUUGAAGGGGAGUUGCCAAAAACUAUUUCUCACCUCAGAAAACUAGAGCGGUUUUCCGUUUUCACUAAUAGGUUUUGGGGGACCAUUCCCAGUGAUUUCGGGAAGUAUAGUCCUAACUUGAGAUUUGUUAGCUUCUCGAAUAACAGCUUCUCUGGAGAAUUACCGCCAGACUUGUGUAGUGGAUUUGCUUUGCAGCAAUUCUCAGUGACCAGCAACAAGUUCACAGGGCCAUUACCGGAGUGCUUGAGGAAUUGUUCUGCAUUAAUAAGAAUCAGACUUGAGGAGAACCAAUUCACCGGGGAGAUUACCAAUGCAUUUGGUGUUCAUCCCAGCCUCAAAGUAAUCUAUCUUAGUCACAACAAGUUUGUUGGUCAACUCUCACCACGAUGGGGAGAAUGCAAAAACAUCACGGAUAUGCAAAUGGACGGAAAUAGACUUUCUGGUCAAAUUCCACCUGAGCUUGGGCAGUUAAGACAAUUGCAGAAGAUAAACCUAGGCUCUAAUGAAUUCAGAGGGAAUUUUCCAGUUGCCAUUGGGAAUCUAAGCUUGUUGUUCAUUCUCAAUCUCAGCAGGAACUACUUGACAGGAGUUAUCCCUCGGUUUCUUGGCAAAUUGACAAAGCUUGAGUUUCUUGAUUUGUCUGAUAAUAAUUUUACAGGGGUAUUACCAGUCGACCCUGGAACGUUUGAGAGGUUAACAAGCUUGAACAUAAGCCACAACAAAUUAUCAGGUGGAAUACCAGAGGAGAUUGGUAAUCUACACCUGCAGUACUUGUUGGACCUAAGCAGCAAUACAUUCUCGGGAUCACUACCAUUAAACCUUGCCAAGCUUAUAAUGCUGGAGAUUCUUAAUGUCUCACAUAACCAACUCUCCGGGAAUAUCCCAUCAACAUUUUCCAGAAUGGCUAGUCUUGUCGGCAUUGAUUUUUCUUACAACAACUUGACAGGUCCAAUCCCAACUGGUGGCAUUUUCCAAAAGAAGCUUCCUAAUAAUGCUUUCAUUGGAAAUAGUGGUUUGUGUGGUGAAACAGAGGGACUAACUCCAUGCACUUCGGGUCCCAAAAAGUCCAACAAGAAAAUUCUUGUUGGCGUCCUUGUUUCGAUUUGUGGUUUAUUGCUGAUGGUGACCAUAUAUGCUGUAAUCCUUAAGUUCUGCAAGAAAUCAAAGCCUGGAGAAAUCGAUCAUCCUCAGACGUCUAAAAGUUUUGAGUCAAGUAUUUGGGGAAGACAUGGUAAACUUACAUUUUCUGAAAUCAUCACUGCCACCGAGAACUUUGAUGAAAAGUACCUCAUUGGAAGAGGAGGUUUUGGAAGUGUUUACAAGGCUGUGUUGGACAGAGGCAGAGUCGUUGCAGUUAAGAAAUUGAAUGUGUCAGUAGAUUCUAGUGACAACAUUCCAGAAUUGAAUCGCAAGAGUUUUGAGAAUGAGAUAAGAACCUUGACAGAAGUGAGGCACAUAAAUGUAAUAAAACUAUAUGGUUUCUGUUCCUGGAACGGGUGCUUGUACUUGGUGUACGAAUAUGCAGAGAGAGGCAGUUUGAAAAUGGUAUUGUAUGGAGUGGAGGGCGAAGCAGAAGUACUUGGCUGGGGCACAAGGGUGAAUAUUGUGCAAGGAAUAGCUCAUGCUAUUUCUCACUUGCAUAAUGACUGCUCUCACCCAAUCGUUCACCGCGACAUAACUUUGAGCAACAUAUUACUAGAUCGAGAUUUCGUGCCACGCCUAUCUGACUUUGGAAUAGCAAGACUAUUGAGCUCAGAUUCCUCAAACUGGACUGCUGUAGCGGGGUCUUAUGGCUACAUGGCUCCAGAGCUCGCAUUCACAAUGCACGUGACAGAGAAGUGUGAUGUAUACAGCUUUGGAGUGGUGGCAUUAGAAAUCAUGAUGGGAAGGCAUCCAGGAGAGCUACUGAAUUCUCUAUCGGAAAAUGGAGAUAUGCUUUUGAAGGAUUUGCUAGACCAGCGACUUCGGUCUCCUUCAAGUCAAUUAGCAGUGCGAGUGGUUUCCUUGGCAACGAUGGCCUUGGCCUGCACCAGCACUAAUCCCGAUUCACGACCCACCAUGCAUUAUGUGGCGAAAGAACUAUCAUCCACUAGGACCCGGACUAGCCUCUCUGAGCCGUUAGGCACAAUAACCAUCAAUGAGUUGGCAGGUUUUCAUAACUAGAAGUGGCUGAAAUAAAAAAGGGGUUUAACAAGUAACAACUAAAUCCCUUCUCCAAAAUUGACAGUCUUGCAUUUCCACUAGUUUCUAGUUAUUUGGUGUAUAAAUGUAUUAUUAUAGUGCCAGCAAUUUAAGGUAUAAUAAGUAGUAUUUCUGUUGAUGUAAAACUCAAAUAACUGGUACAGUUGUACUAUAACUGAAGUUAGUUCUGCUCAUCAUGUCUUGUGCAAUAAAUUACAAUUACAAU
Messenger RNA from Rosa chinensis, 3982 nucleotides. Its product is annotated as MDIS1-interacting receptor like kinase 2. Bases 97 to 3738 code for a protein of 1213 amino acids. NCBI's taxonomy places the organism in Eukaryota, Viridiplantae, Streptophyta, Magnoliopsida, Rosales, Rosaceae. Gene Ontology annotation, biological process: protein phosphorylation; hormone-mediated signaling pathway. Gene Ontology annotation, cellular component: plasma membrane. The transcript is spliced from 3 exons. Gene Ontology annotation, molecular function: protein binding; protein kinase activity; ATP binding. The record is from RefSeq and is a predicted model, not a curated record.